Cynara cardunculus var. scolymus (artichoke) is the source of this 3887-nucleotide messenger RNA. RefSeq names its product ABC transporter B family member 21-like. Gene Ontology annotation, cellular component: membrane. The coding region runs from base 1 to 3819 and encodes 1272 amino acids. NCBI's taxonomy places the organism in Eukaryota, Viridiplantae, Streptophyta, Magnoliopsida, Asterales, Asteraceae. Gene Ontology annotation, molecular function: ATP binding; ATP hydrolysis activity; ABC-type transporter activity. The record is from RefSeq and is a predicted model, not a curated record. The transcript has 11 exons. Gene Ontology annotation, biological process: transmembrane transport.
AUGAUGAAUGCCGGUAGUAAAGAAAAGGCCUCCACCUCCACCUCUGGUGAUGCUGAUGCUGAUGCUGAUGCUGUUCAACCCCAGGAAAAACAAAAGGAGAGCACAUAUACUGUCCCAUUUUACAAGCUCUUUGCUUUUGCAGAUUCCAGUGAUCACAUGUUGAUGAUCGCGGGCACCCUCGGUGCCAUCGGUAAUGGAAUAUGCAUGCCCCUCAUGACUAUUCUUUUCGGCGACCUUAUUGAUGCUUUUGGUCAGAACCAGAAUACUAACGAUGUGGUCCAUGUUGUUUCCAAGGUAUCGCUGAAAUUUGUUUACCUGGCAAUUGGGGCUGGUGUCGCAUCAUUCCUCCAGGUGGCAAUGUGGAUGGUAACGGGAGAAAGACAGGCUGCAAGAAUAAGAAAUCUGUAUCUGAAGACCAUAUUGAGACAAGAUGUCUCCUUCUUUGACAAAGAAACAAAUACAGGGGAAGUUGUUGGCAGGAUGUCUGGCGAUACCGUCCUCAUACAAGAUGCCAUGGGGGAGAAGGUUGGGAAAUUCACACAGCUACUGGCAACGUUUGUAGGAGGUUUUGUGAUUGCAUUCAUCAAAGGGUGGCUUCUUACACUUGUUAUGUUAACCUCAAUUCCUCCGUUGGUGAUUUCUGGUGGAGUCAUGUCAGUAAUCAUAUCCAAGAUGGCAUCACGGGGUCAAAAUGCUUAUGCUAAAGCAGCCAAUGUUGUCGAGCAGACAAUUGGCUCAAUCAGGACGGUUGCUUCUUUCACAGGCGAGAAAAAAGCUGUUGCAAAUUACAAUGAGACCCUUGUAGAUGCUUACAAGUCUGGUGUUCAUGAAGGACUGGCUGCUGGCCUUGGUCUUGGAUCCAUGAUGCUCAUUGUAUUCUGUAGUUAUGCUUUGGCUGUUUGGUAUGGUGCAAAGAUGGUACUGGAAAGGGGGUACACUGGGGGGACUGUCCUUACUGUAAUUUUUGCUGUGCUCACUGGAUCUAUGUCUCUUGGGCAGGCGUCUCCCUGUUUGAGUGCAUUUGCUGCAGGUCGGGCAGCAGCUUUUAAGAUGUUUGAAACUAUAAACAGAAAGCCUGAAAUAGAUGCGUAUGACACAAGGGGGAAAGUAUUGAGCGAUAUUCGUGGUGAUGUAGAGUUAAAGGAUGUGUAUUUUACUUAUCCGGCAAGACCAGAUGAGCAAAUAUUCAGUGGCUUCUCUCUUUUCAUCUCUAGUGGCACGACUGCAGCUUUGGUUGGAGAAAGUGGAAGUGGAAAGUCAACAGUGAUCAGCCUAAUAGAGAGAUUUUACGAUCCUCAAGCAGGGGAGGUUCUUAUUGAUAAUGUAAAUCUCAAAGAAUUCCAACUAAAAUGGAUUAGGGAGAAAAUUGGUCUUGUUAGCCAAGAACCAGUCCUGUUUGCAUCCAGCAUUAAGGAUAAUAUUUUGUACGGGAAAAAUGGUGCAUCUAUGGAUGAGAUUAGAGUUGCAGUGGAGCUAGCAAAUGCUGCUAAAUUUAUUGAUAAACUACCUCAGGGACUGGACACCAUGGUUGGUGAGCAUGGAACACAGCUCUCAGGUGGACAGAAGCAAAGAAUUGCUAUAGCUAGAGCAAUUCUUAAAGAUCCUCGAAUCCUGCUUCUGGAUGAAGCAACAAGUGCACUUGAUGCAGAAUCCGAGAGAAUUGUGCAGGAGGCAUUGGACAGGAUAAUGGUCAAUAGAACAACCGUCAUUGUUGCACAUCGUUUAAGCACAGUGAGAAAUGCUGAUAUGAUUGCAGUCAUUCAUCGGGGCAAGAUGGUUGAGAAAGGUUCACAUUCGCAGCUACUCCAGGAUCCUGAAGGAGCAUAUUCGCAACUUAUAAAAUUGCAAGACAUCAACAAUGAUUCAAGACAGAAUGGGCCAGAGGACCAAGAUAAAAGGACAUCCUACCAGCGGUCAAUAAGCCGGGGCUCAUCUAGCAUAGGAAAUAGCAGUCGCCGCUCAAUAUCUAUCUCGUUUGGUAUGCCUACACAGUUGGGUGUCUCUACAGCUGAAUCCAUGGAGAUUGAAGCCUCUCCAGCAAAGGAAGGUUCAGAAAAACCUCCCAAAGUCCCACUCCGCCGCCUUGCCUAUCUCAACAAGCCAGAGAUACCAGUGCUCAUAUUGGGUGCGAUAGCUGCUAUUAUUAAUGGAGCAGUCCUCCCGGUCUUUGGCAUACUGAUUUCUAGCAUGAUCAAGACCUUCUAUGAACCACCCGAUAAAAUGAAGACCGACUCGAGGUUCUGGGCUCUAAUGUUUGUAGUCCUGGGAGUGGUAUCAUUUUUAGCUUUUCCUGGGAGAUCAUAUUUUUUCUCUGUUGCUGGAUCUAAACUAAUAAGAAGGAUCAGAUCACUAUGCUUCGAGAAGGUGAUUAACAUGGAGGUAGGUUGGUUUGAUAAGCCGGAAAACUCCAGCGGAGCAAUCGGUGCCAGGCUGUCAGCAGAUGCAGCCAGUGUUCGUGGUUUAGUCGGAGAUGCACUAGCUCAGCUUGUUCAGGACUCAUCCUCUGCUGCUGCUGGUUUGGCCAUUGCCUUUGCAGCUUGUUGGCAGUUGGCACUCAUAAUACUUGCUCUGGUUCCCCUAAUAGGAGUUAACGGGUACGUUCAGAUGAAAUUCAUGAAAGGCUUCAGUGCUGAUGCUAAGAUAAUGUAUGAGGAAGCAAGUCAGGUGGCAAACGAUGCAGUUGGAAGCAUAAGGACGGUCGCUUCCUUUUGUGCAGAAGAGAAAGUGAUGGAACUUUACAGAAAUAAAUGUGAGGGUCCCAAGAAAACAGGGAUACAGCAAGGUUUGAUCAGCGGGAUUGGAUUUGGAGUGUCCUUUUUCUUACUUUUCUGUGUGUACGCAGCCAGCUUUUAUGCUGGAGCUCGGCUUGUUGAGGAUGGCAAGACUACAUUCUCAGAUGUUUUCAGGGUAUUCUUUGCUCUGACAAUGGCAGCCGUAGCAGUCUCUCAAUCAAGCUCCUUUGCCCCAGAUACAAGCAAAGCCAAGAGUUCUGCUGUGUCCGUGUUUGCCAUGCUAGAUCGCAAGUCAGAGAUAGACCCAAGUGAUGAAUCUGGGUUAACAUUGGACCAUGUUAAGGGAGAAAUUGAGCUUCGUCACAUUAGCUUUAAGUAUCCUACCAGACCUGAUGUUCAGAUAUUCCGUGAUCUAUGUCUGACCAUCCAUAGCGGCAAGACAGUGGCAUUGGUUGGAGAGAGUGGAAGCGGGAAAUCAACAGUAAUCUCACUAUUGCAAAGAUUUUACAAUCCGGAUUCUGGUUGUAUCACGCUGGAUGGAACCGAGAUACAGAAGUUUCAACUCAAGUGGCUGAGGCUGCAGAUGGGUCUGGUGAGCCAAGAACCUGUGUUGUUCAAUGACACCAUCCGAGCCAACAUUAGUUAUGGAAAAGACGGUGAUGCAACUGAGGCUGAAAUACUAGCUGCUUCCGAGUUGGCAAAUGCCCACAAGUUCAUCAGUGGGUUGCACCAGGGUUACAAUACAGUGGUAGGGGAGAGAGGAGUGCAAAUGUCAGGUGGGCAGAAACAGAGAGUAGCGAUUGCUAGAGCGAUUGUGAAGAGUCCCAAGAUACUAUUACUAGAUGAGGCUACAAGCGCACUGGAUGCAGAGUCGGAGAGAGUGGUUCAAGAUGCGUUGGAUAAGGUAAUGGUUAACAGGACCACAGUCGUGGUUGCUCAUCGCUUGUCAACCAUUAAGGGAGCAGAUGUGAUUGCAGUCGUCAAGAAUGGAGUCAUCGUCGAGAAAGGGAAGCAUGAAAAUCUAAUCAAUAUCAAGGACGGAUCCUACGCAUCUUUAGUUGCGCUUCACAUGACCUCAUCCAAGUAGCAAAGCAUUCUAAUUUUGUCUUCUUUUAUUGUAUAAUAUCAAUUAUCAAACAAAGAUGAGGCAGUAGC